This is a messenger RNA of Lithohypha guttulata, 1380 nucleotides long. It is a transcript of the gene URK1, whose product is annotated as Uridine kinase. The record is from RefSeq and is a predicted model, not a curated record. The transcript has 3 exons. Gene Ontology annotation, biological process: pyrimidine-containing compound salvage. Gene Ontology annotation, cellular component: cytoplasm. NCBI's taxonomy places the organism in Eukaryota, Fungi, Ascomycota, Eurotiomycetes, Chaetothyriales, Trichomeriaceae. Gene Ontology annotation, molecular function: uridine kinase activity; ATP binding. Bases 1 to 1380 code for a protein of 459 amino acids.
AUGGCAGAGACCAGUAGCCUCAAGCAGCCUCGCCGCAUGUCUGCAAAUGGCUUUGCAAAAGCACAUUACUCACCGCCAUGGGCUGAUAUGUCCCUGAUUGGAAUUGCUGGGUCUUCUGGUUCUGGCAAGACUUCGCUAGCUGUUGAGAUCGUGAAAGCACUAGACCUCCCGUGGGUGAUUAUUCUGUCUAUUGACUCCUUCUAUAACUCUUUGACAGCCGAACAAAAUCGCCUCGCUCACGCUAAUGAGUUUGACCUCGAUUCACCAGACUCGAUUGAUUUCGACCUCCUUUGUAAAUGUCUGACCGAACUAAAGCAAGGAAAACGCACAAAUAUUCCCGUGUACUCAUUCGAGAAGCAUCAAAGACUGGAAAAGACGAUCUCUUUAUAUUCACCACACGUCGUCGUACUCGAAGGCAUACUGGCACUCCAGGAUCCGAGGAUAUUGGGUUUGCUUGACCUCAAGGUCUACAUGGAAGCCGACGCUGAUGUAUGCUUGUCGAGAAGGAUAGUACGCGAUGUGCGAGAGAGAGGACGCACCAUUGAAGGCACUAUCAAGCAAUGGUUCAGUUCUGUUAAACCGGCUUUCACAAAGUACGUUGAGCCUCAACGCGAGGUGGCAGAUCUUAUCGUGCCAAGAGGUAUGAUGAACAAAAUGGCUAUCACGAUGAUUGUGGGUCAAACCAGGCAGAUUCUCAAGGACAAGAGUGUGAAGCACCGCGCCGAACUCGAACGCCUCGGACAGGGUGUGGAAGACCAGCCCCUGUCUCCGAAUGUUAUGUUGCUUGAGGAAAGGAAACAGAUAAAAGCUAUCAUGACGCUUCUUCGGAAUCCGGCAACAGCAUCGAUCGAUUUUUCCUUCUACCUCGAUCGAAUGACUGCCUUACUAGUGGAGAAAGCACUCGACUGUCAUAACUUCGUACCAGACAGAGUCACCACUCCUCAGAAACUGUCAUAUAGUGGACUAAAGUCAGCAGGCAAGGUAUCUGCAAUUGUUAUACUCAGAGGUGGAGGCUGCAUGGAGUCCGGCUUGAAGAGAACAUUGCCGGAUUGUUUGACAGGGCGUCUACUCAUACAAUCCAACUACCGUACAGGCGAGCCGGAGCUUCAUUACCUCAAGUUGUUCCCAGAUAUUGCAGAGCAUGAGACAGUCCUGUUGCUCGAUCCGCAGAUGUCAAGCGGUGGUGCAGCAUUGAUGGCCGUGAAGGUACUCGUGGACCACGGAGUCUCUGAGAAGAAGAUUGUAUUUGUGACAUUUAUGGCAGGCAGAAGAGGUGUCAAUAGAUUGACUACCGUCUUUCCAGGUAUCAAAGUGGUAGCUGGUGAAAUAGUCGAUGACUACCAGAGGAGAUGGAUUGAGGAACAGUACUUUGGAUGCUAA